Molecule: messenger RNA, 1291 nt
Organism: Panicum virgatum (switchgrass)
Lineage: Eukaryota; Viridiplantae; Streptophyta; Magnoliopsida; Poales; Poaceae
Product: transcription factor bHLH96-like
Exons: 3
Coding region: 125-1168 (347 amino acids)
Biological process (GO): regulation of transcription by RNA polymerase II
Molecular function (GO): DNA-binding transcription factor activity, RNA polymerase II-specific; RNA polymerase II cis-regulatory region sequence-specific DNA binding; protein dimerization activity
Source: RefSeq, a predicted model, not a curated record
CUUAUUCUUUAAUUUAUAGCCGACCGGCUUGCCUCGACGACGCCAUGCCGAGAAGCUGAACAACACGCAGAUCAGCUAAGCAGACUUGCAUUGCUCUAGAAGUGUAGCGGCUAGAGAGAGGAGCAUGGCGCUGCUCGAAGCUGUGGUGCUCCCACCAGAGCCAGAUCACCCCCGCGUCCCGUGCUGCAGGUCGUGCGGCACGAGCUGCGUCCUUAGCGGCUACGGCGUCGCCGCCUCGGCCGGAGAGUUCGAGGGGAUCAUCGAGAGGGGCGUGGUGGUGCAGGAAGACGGAGAGCUGCCGCCCGUGGUGACGCCGCCGCCGCAUGGCGGCGCCUGGGCCGGCGGCGGCGGCGGAGCGGCGACUAGCAGCUGGGUUGGCCCCGUGCCGUCGACGACGUUGGCGACGUCGUCCGCGCGGCGGCCGGUGUACCAGCCCGCGGUCACCAGGAGAAGGCCGCGGCGCCGGAGAGGGACCGUCGCCAAGGCGGCGCGGAGGAGCCCAGUGGAGGCCGAGAGCCACCGGCAGAACCACAUCGCCGUGGAGCGCAACCGCCGGCGGCAGAUGAACGAGUACCUCGCCGCGCUGCGCUCCCUCAUGCCGCCCUCCUACGCGCGACGGGGUGACCAGGCGUCCAUCGUUGGAGGCGCCAUCGACUUCGUCAAGGAGCUGGAGCACCACCUGCAAUCGCUGCAGGCUCAGAGACGCCGCCACCCCGCCGCCGCCGGCCACGGCUCCGAGUGUUCCCCCGGGUUCUUCACGUUCCCUCAGUACUCCACCACCGCUGCCGCCGCCGCCGCGGCCAACGACGCCGACGACGACGCCAGCGGCGGCGGCUGCGAGGGUCGCCCCACGACGCGGCCGGCGGGCGUGGCGGCGGCGGACGUCGAGGCCGCCGUGUCGGAGGGCCACGCGACCGUGAAGGUGCUCGCCCCGCGGCGGCGGCGGAUGCUGCUCCGGCUGCUGCUCGGGAUGCAGCACCGCGGCCUCGCCGCGCUGCACCUCAACGCCAGCACCACGGCCGACCAGAUGGUCCUGUACACCUUCACUCUAAAGAUCGGGGACGGGUGGCCGCUCUCGUCGGCCGGCGACGUCGCGGGCGCCGUGCACGACAUCGUCGUCGCCGGCAUGGGCACCGCAGAAGAACGCCCCAUUUAUCCUGCAAAUUAAGGAAAUAUAUUGUGCUUAUUUGCAGUUGGAAAACUAAUUUCAUGUCUUCGUUUCUUUGAUUCUGCACGUGGUACCUAUCUAGUGUUUCAGCUAUGUUAGAAAUUAGCCCUCCGCGGCGAUGAG